Molecule: messenger RNA, 1563 nt
Organism: Haliaeetus leucocephalus (bald eagle)
Lineage: Eukaryota; Metazoa; Chordata; Aves; Accipitriformes; Accipitridae
Product: bactericidal permeability-increasing protein-like
Exons: 16
Coding region: 1-1563 (520 amino acids)
Biological process (GO): defense response to Gram-negative bacterium; innate immune response; lipopolysaccharide-mediated signaling pathway
Molecular function (GO): lipopolysaccharide binding
Source: RefSeq, a predicted model, not a curated record
AUGGCGGAGCUGGGACCCACAGCGGGACCUGUGGCCCCCACGGUGUGGGGUACCACAACCGCCGGCCGCGCCUCCAGGUCCCAGCACCAUCCCCAAGGCAUACUAGGGUCGGCGUGGCUCUGCCUCCUGCUCUUGCUGACAGCCUGCGUGCCUGCCACUGGCACCAACCCUGGCAUCAAGGCCCAGCUGACCCGGAAGGCGCUGGAAUUUGGUCAGCGGAUUGGGCUGGAGCUGCUCCAGGUGCUGCUGCAGAAGGAGCAUGAGCUGAACCUGAGGGGCUCCUACUACAGCCCACUCCUGGGGACACUCACCUACGCCGUGCCCCGGAUCCGCAUCCACGAGCUGCAGAUGAACAACUCCACUGUGGACUUUGCCGAGGACGUGGGGGUGAGGCUGAUGGUGCAGCGUGCCCGCAUCCAUCUCAGCGCUGACUGGGGAGCUCAGCUGGGCACCAUCCAGGACAAGGGCUCUGUCGAGCUCCGCGUGCACGACCUGGCCAUGGUGGCAGUGCUGGGGGUGAGCGUGGACGGCAGCGGCCGCCCCACGGUGUGGAGCGCAGGCUGUGAUGCCCGCGGCACCGACCUGCAUGUGGAGUUUCACUACGGACACAGCUGGCUCUACAACCCGCUGGCACUGCUGGUCCAGAAAGCCCUGAGGCAGGAGCUGAACAAGCGGCUCUGCCUCGAGCUCCACAAGGGUGUCAGCAGGCUGGAGGCUGCCCUGAAGGACAUGAAAACAUCCACCCAGCUGGACGCCUUCGCCGCCAUCGACCACUCCCUGGUGGGGCAGCCGGCCAUCACGGCAGAGCACGGGGACAUCGCCCUCAAGGGGGAGUUCUUCAGAGUGGGCAAGUCCCAGCAGAGACCUUCCUCAGCCGUGCCCGCGGCGUUGCCUGCCGCUCUGCCCACAGCGCUGCCCACAGCGCUGCCCACAGCACAGGAGCCCAUGCUGCUGCUGGCUGUCACCGAGUUCGUUGCCAACUCAGCCGCCUUCACGUACUUCACGGCUGGGGUCCUGCGCAAGAACAUCUCCAGCGACAUGCUCCCACGGCGGUUCCCGCUCCAGCUGAGGACCAAGAGCAUGGGGGUCUUCUCCCCGCAGCUGCAGCAGCGCUACCCGGACCACCCCAUGGAGCUGCACCUCUCGGCUCGCCAGCAGCCCCUGCUCUCCUGCCACCCCGAUGCCCUGCACGGUGCCUUCUUCGGCUCUGCCGAAGCCUUCGUGGUGCUGCCAAAUGCCACCCGUGUCCCUGCUUUUCUGCUGAACAUCGAUGCCAACGUGACGGGGAAGCCGACCAUCACCAGGAACAGGCUUGGAGGCACCGUGAGCCUGAAGGAGCUCAGCGUGUCACAGGUGACGUCGCACGUGGGCCCGGUGGAGGUGAAGAGACUGGAGACCCUGCUGAAGUUCGGGCUGUGGCUUUUCGGGGUGCCCUGGGCAAACAAGCGGCUCCAGGCUGGUGUCCCCCUGCCCACCCUGCACGGCCUCAGCCUGCUCAACACCCGGCUCUCGCUGCAGGAGGGCUUCAUGCUCAUCACCACAGACCUGCAGUACAAGCCAUGA